AUGCCGGCGACAUUAUUCAGGUCGUGUGCCUUAUCCUUAUACCGGGGCACGCGAUCAACUGCCCCCUUGAGUGCCGCCAAGCCUCUCCUGUCGUCACUCACUCAACAGCGAUGGAGCUCACAUUCUCCCAUGGGCACCCCCACGGGCCCGCCGAGGAAGAAGGUGACGGUUGGUACCAUCCGAUCUAUGUACAAAAAGGAUGAACCCAUUUCCGUCAUGACUGCCCACGACUUCCCAAGUGCAGCAGUCGCCGACGCCGCCGGCAUGGACAUUCUCCUGGUCGGUGAUAGUCUGGCCAUGGUGUCGAUGGGUAUGGAGGAUACCAGCGAGGUCCUUGUGGAGGAGAUGCUCCUCCAUUGUCGGUCUGUCGCCCGUGCAACGAAAGGGGCAUUCACAGUUGGAGAUCUGCCCAUGGGCUCAUACGAGAUCUCACCAGAACAAGCUCUAGAGACAGCCAUUAGGUUCGUCAAGGAAGGCCGUAUCCAAGGCAUCAAGCUCGAAGGCGGAAAGGAGAUGGCCCCGACCAUUAGCAGGAUCACUAGCGCUGGAAUCCCCGUUUUGGCUCAUAUUGGCCUUACUCCUCAACGUCAAAACGCUCUCGGCGGCUUCCGUGUCCAAGGCAAAACUUCAUCCGGCGCGAUGAGCGUGCUCGAAGAUGCAUUUGCGGUGCAAGAAGCUGGGGCAUUUGCGAUGGUCCUGGAGGCUGUUCCUGCAGAAGUCGCGACGUUGAUCACCAAGAAAUUGUCGGUUCCGACCAUCGGUAUCGGUGCUGGGAAUGGUUGUUCCGGCCAGGUUCUUGUCCAGAAUGACAUGAUUGGCAACUUCCCACCCGGACGUUUUCUCCCCAAAUUUGUCAAGCAGUAUGGGAAUGUCUGGGAUGAGACCCUGCGUGCGAUCACGUCCUAUAAGACUGAAGUGAAGGCACGACAGUAUCCAGGCCCAGAGCACACAUAUCCGAUCGCGCAACACGAGCUCGAGGCCUUUGAAGAGCAGCUCGAGCGUAAAACGGAAGAGAACGAGUCAUCCUGGUUUUGA
This is a messenger RNA of Neoarthrinium moseri, 1035 nucleotides long. RefSeq lists its product as uncharacterized. The record is from RefSeq and is a predicted model, not a curated record. The transcript has 2 exons. NCBI's taxonomy places the organism in Eukaryota, Fungi, Ascomycota, Sordariomycetes, Amphisphaeriales, Apiosporaceae. Gene Ontology annotation, biological process: pantothenate biosynthetic process. Gene Ontology annotation, molecular function: 3-methyl-2-oxobutanoate hydroxymethyltransferase activity; magnesium ion binding. Gene Ontology annotation, cellular component: mitochondrion. The coding region runs from base 1 to 1035 and encodes 344 amino acids.